This is a messenger RNA of Physcomitrium patens, 1708 nucleotides long. Its product is annotated as GDSL esterase/lipase At4g01130. Gene Ontology annotation, molecular function: hydrolase activity, acting on ester bonds. Lineage: Eukaryota; Viridiplantae; Streptophyta; Bryopsida; Funariales; Funariaceae. The record is from RefSeq and is a predicted model, not a curated record.
AAGUCCUUUGUUCUUGGACUUUUGCGGGACGUUCGGUCCGUGUCCGUCAUGGACCUCAUGAGCCAGUUGAAAUUUAGGUGGAGGAUCUGUCAGCUUUUUGGGCGACAGAUCAAUAAUCUCCAUGUUAGAGUUGCAGGUGCAGAUCGAAUUGCGGCAGUUUGCGUAUUAGGUGAGAUGGUUUGGUGAGGGAUUGAGGAAGGAUCAGUGCAUGGUGCGUAUGAACCUGCUGCAACAUUUUGAGGACAGCAGGUACUUCUAGACGAGAGUUUGCUGGAGGCCAUGGAAUUUGGUUAUGGUCAAAUUGGGGGCAUGACGCUUGUGAUGCUCAGUUGCUGCUGGGCUGCACUUGCGAAAGAGGAGUGCCCUCAAGCGAUCUUUGCAUUCGGAGCAUCAAUGUCAGAUACUGGCAACUCGGAGGCUGCUUUUCCUUAUCAAUCUGUCGCACAAUCGAAUCCUCCCUACGGAAACACCUUCUUCGGCAGGCCCGCAAAUCGAUUCUCUGACGGCCGAGUGGUAUUGGACUUUUUCGCGCAGGCUCUAAAAAUUCCACUACUGAGCCCUUACCUGCAGUCUGUGGGGUAUGACUUCAGUCACGGCGCAAAUUUUGCAUUCGCUGGAGUCACCACGCAGAACAUCACGUAUCCUGCCACAGUGACUGCUCCCUUCUACUAUUGGGUCCAGACGAAGCAAUUCCAACUUUUCAAAGAGCGAACACUGGCCUUGUGGACGAUAGCUAGUUCGAGGAAAGGGGCUCAAAGAAGCUACGUGAAGCUUUUGACGAAGCCGAAACACUUCCAGACUGCCCUAUACUUCACGACAUUCGGCGCCAAUGACUUCAUAGUUCCCUUAUUCAGACUGGGUCUCUCAAUCCAACAAGUUCAAUCCAACGUCUCGAUCAUUUCCAACGCGAUGGUGCAAAACACAGAAGAGCUGUACAACCAAGGGGCACGGACAUUGAUGGUGUUCAAUGUGCCACCACUCGGGUGCUAUCCAGCCUUCUUAGCCUCACCACGGAUCCGCAACAUGUCAACAGUGGAUCCACAUGGGUGCCUUGCAACUGUGAAUGAAGCCGUAGAAACCACAAACUCUUUAAUACGCUCUGGUCUAAAAGACUUGCGAUCAAAGCACCCAGAUGCUACAAUCAUCUACGCGGAUCUCUAUACGAUUCUUAAGGAUCUUAUCGUGAACGGCACAUCUUAUGGCUUUAAAGAGACUUUCAAGGCGUGUUGUGGAGCUGGUGGGGGAGCAUACAACCUGAACCCAAAUGUUAGCUGUGGAUUGAGUGCACUUGUAAAUGGGCAACUAAUUCAAGGGACAUCGUGCUCAGAUCCAGGAUCAUACGUUAACUGGGAUGGCGUUCACGUUACUGAUGCUGCAGCUAGCUUUAUAGCAAGAGCGGUUUUGCAAGGGAAGCACACUGAACCAGUUUACAAACUCACGGAGCUGUGCAGACUGAGUUUUGAGCAGUUCAGUCCAUCUCCGCCAUAAUAGUUGAUGUGAUAUUCCAAAAGCUUUGCUGGAAACACCAGUUUUUGUAACGAUGGUAGUUGCGUAUUACAAUUCGCCUUUUGUUCUUGUGUUUGAGGACGGAGACAAAGGGUCACUCCAAAAAGUAUGUUGAUGUGAAUUAGUAGACUAUAUAUUUGUCUAUACCUUGUGAGUGUGUGUUUAUAUAUUUACAUAUAAUACUCACACCAGAGUUAGUGUU